AUGGAGAUGGAAAAGAAAAGGAGUUAUAGCCAAAAGAGUGAAGACUGCUCCAGACGGCUCUAUCGAGAAUCAGCGCCCAAACCGCGCAGUCCGGCUGGCCGAGGAACGAAUGUUCCGCGCUCGGCCAAACUGUCCGUCCGACUGAAGUCUCGGCCAAAGUCCAAAACCGUUCGGCCGAUCACGCAACACGACCCGGGAAACAUUGCCCGCGGUCGGCCAAGCCAAACGCUCACGCCACGCCGCGCACGAUCACGCCGCGCGAGCCGGGAAACAAAGCCUCGCGGCCGCGCAACCCGUUCUGCGUACCACGGCCGAUGCAUCCGUCCGAGCCGGGAAGAACGUCCCACGUCCGGCCAGAGAAUUUCAUCGGCCAAAUCUCUAUCCCUCGACCACGCGGCCGACCGCAAAUCCGUCCGGCCACGACCGUUCCGACUCGGCCCACGACCCGACUGUCCGGCCGAUCGUCCCGACCGACCGUCCCAACGCCGCGGUCGACCCGAAGCCCUUUUUGAAGCCCAAACUUAUGUUUUCAAGCCCGGCUUAACCCUAGCCGCCUCUAGAAAGACCUAG
Microthlaspi erraticum is the source of this 570-nucleotide messenger RNA. NCBI's taxonomy places the organism in Eukaryota, Viridiplantae, Streptophyta, Magnoliopsida, Brassicales, Brassicaceae. The record is from the annotation of a GenBank genome assembly.